Molecule: messenger RNA, 5325 nt
Organism: Hymenoscyphus albidus
Lineage: Eukaryota; Fungi; Ascomycota; Leotiomycetes; Helotiales; Helotiaceae
Source: the annotation of a GenBank genome assembly
CUUUUCCGCACGCUGCACCCGCCCGCACCCAGCACCCAACACCCAAGCCAUUCUCACCCAAAAUCACCACCUGCGCCCGCAAAAAUUUCCUGAUUAUCGAAACAGCUACACUCUCUUACACCACCACCUCUACCCGCAUCCGCAUCUUCAUCGCCUUUCGCGCUCCACGCCAUUCUUUGCGCACGACGACCAUCCCAACGCCAACGACUUCAAUCUCGACGCUGCGGAAGGGUUCCACGUUGCUGGUUGCGCUCGCGCUAGCGCUUUCGUGGUUGUUCAGACGGUGCCGUGGCUGUGCUGGUGGAGGAAACAGUCGACGACCUACUCGAUUGACAUCAAACCGCAAAAAGAGUCAACUGCGCACUGUCAUGAGUACCUCGACGACGUAACAUCCUCAUUCCUCCUGCUCUUAAUCGAGUCCAGCAUCCUACCCCACCUCCUCAACACGACGAAGCAUUCCUCGAUUCCUCGCCCACGGCAACAUUCCUCUUCCCCCGACGACGAUACCGCUUCAUUGGGACCAAACCACCACCAACAGUCGCGCUCUAUUACGCGUCCGUUCUCUCACAACUUGGGUGUAUAAUUUGGUCGCGCCACCACGAGGAAACAAGGAGAAGAGAACAAACCACCACACGCGAUUUUACAUCUAUGCCGGCUGGACAAUAAAUCUGCGACGUCAUCUCGAAAGAGAACCGAUUCUCCGCAAAACCUCUCUGUCUUAGUUUUUCGUCUCAGAUACUGUAUCAUAAACGAGAGACUCUACAUUCCAGCAAGCAGCUUCAUAUAUCAUGUCGUACUCAAACGGAGGCGGCGGCACCUUGACGCUCCCCUCCCCCACACAUGUUCACCAUGUCGACGUAACUUCUGCAGUGAGAUCUCUCCGACGCUCACUGUCACGAUCUCCCUCAAAAUUCAACUUGGUGAGAAAAUCGCCCAGCUCAUCUCCAAAAUCACCACUUUCGCCAUCUCCACUAUCCCCACCACAACGCGCCAUCUCCAAUCCGGCUAUUUUCACGGGAUUUAGUAACCCCCCACAUACACCAUCACCGUUGGCAGUUCCUUUUCCACCAAGUGCAAAACUCGCGCUGCGCUCGUCAGGACGGGCAAAGACAGCGCCUCCGCGACCAAAUUCUCGACGAACCUCACCCAAGAGUCCUAUGAAGCGCGCUCUGAGUCAGGCACUCGACAGUGGAAACAGUGCUCCCCCUCUCUUAUCUACCUGGGUUAUUGGAGGCCAGGAGAACAGUAGCCCGGCUGAGCGCAAGAGUCUCGAGAGAAGCAAUAGGAUGUCCUUGAAUUUGGACUCAAAUGCGCCAGUCAACCAUGCACUUUCGAGGUUGGGCGACGGAAGUAGUGAUGGGCUUCUUGCAUCGACAUCUAGCCCGCUCAAGAGAAGCGAUGCUAUCAUGAACUUGGACCAGGCAAGUUUAGGCAGUCCUGUUGCAAAGAGAAGAAGUUUGCACGGCUCCGCGAGUUUUGGCCACGACUUUAAUGUUUUCGACCACGAACCAGCAGCCACACCCCAAUUUGACAUCCACGAUGAUGCAGCUCCGGAAUAUGAGCUUUCUACCGCAUCUAUCGUUACAGACCCUUCGUCUCCAUUCACCUCGAUGCCUCGACGGUCCUCGUCUCUGCGCAAAUCUACAUUGCAGCAAAGGCACGGCGAGAAGACAUCAUGGGGAAGGCGACAUGCCGCACAAGUUCUUGCACAGCAACAACUCAACGCUGCAAACUCAGGUAAUGCGAACCAGGAGGUUACUAUUUCAACACCAAUCAAGAAUCGACCACGACUAUCCCUGGACCAGUUCGUUGCUCCCUUGCCAAGAGACAGCCCUUUCUCAUCGCAGGGCAAUCUCCCCAGCGCAUCAAUCCAUCCGAUGAACGCUCCUACACAUCAACCUCACCCACUUUCCCGAACUAUGACAACCUCAUCCUCUAGUUCUAGCUUGCCGGACGAUUCUCCAACACAUGUUCCCGUGAACUUUGGUGACCAUCCUCGACCAAAAAUGGACUUCUCGAAAUCCUUGCCAGCGGGAUCCUCCAGACCAUUCGCCCCAGAGACGUCUUCAGGACAAGAUGAGUUUUCAACACCAAUGAAUUACAAGGCGGCAAAGCCUUUCGCAGCUGCAUUUAUGACCACAGGGUUGAUAUCGAAAGUGAAUCGUUUUCCGGAAGAGGAACCCCUUUCUCGUGCUGGCAAAGGUGUUCCCGAUACACCUUGCAAGAAACAGGCCAACAUCUUCCACACAUGUCCUCAAAACGUCCCAGGCAGUGCCAUCGCUAAGGCUCGACAUGUCAGACACUCCUUUGGCAACCCAUCUACACCAUUCAACCCCCAUGGAUCAGGGUCCUCAAUUUCAUUUGGAAAAGGGGGCAGCGUUUUUGGCGAUAUUUAUAGUCAAACCGGGUUGACUCGAAGAGGAAGUUUCCUCAGCAUCGAUGGAGAUGAUCAUGAUGGAUCACCUGACGCGAAAAUGGAUGGCCAAUGUUCUGACUUUGAGCUACCUCCAACACCAACCAAACAGGCAAAUGUGUCUGGAUCGUCACUAUUUCAGAGCGAUGGAAGUCCCAGCACCAACCGAUUUUCCGCUUCCAUGGCGGGGCUCGGAUACGGACUUUCCAAGAAACUCGCAAGAACGAGUAGUAAGUUAAAUCUCUCAGCCAGUCCAAAUCAAACGGAUGUCGAAGACAACGAUGCGUCGAUGGACAUGAACGAUUCUCCGACGCCAGCGCUCCUACGUUCUGACUCGGCCCCAUUCAUGUCCACCCCGUCAGUUAGUCAUUCGCGUCUCCGGAAAACGUUCGUGUCACAGUGUUCGAAUCCACUGUUGCAAAAGCUUAAUAUUUCAUCUCUUACCCCCUCUCGAAAACCCGGUUUUGCUAAAAUUAGUCACGUAGCUCCAGCCAGUCCGUUGGAGCGUAUAGAUUUCAUUGAGCGACUAUCGCCUCGCACACCACAGGAGAGCUAUGCACCACCAGACCCAAGUGGACUCUCGAUCUCCCAUCACCAUACAUCCAAAUCGGCACCAGGUAACAGCAUAUUCCCUCCUGCAACACCAACUGCUGGACGGGAGUACUUCCCACUGCUUAGUGAUCGAAGACUUAGCAUGACCCCAGUCAGCCACUUCCCCUCCAUUGGAGUCGACGAAUCUCUAGCAUCUAGGUUUGAAAAGGUCGUGAAGGCUGGCGAAGGAGAGUUCUCAACAGUUUACAAGGUCACCCAAACUACCCCGGCCCUGGGUAAUUCGCAGCCAUUUUUCUUUGGUUCUCGAUCACCGUCUCACGGUCGCUCACCAGCAACCCCAUCGCCAGAGCGAGUGUUUGCCGUGAAGAAAUCACGACACCCAUACAAAGGCAACAGUGAUCGCCAGAGGAAGCUACAAGAGGUGGAGGUGCUUAAGGGAUUGGGACAUUCCGAUCACGUCUUAAAUUAUAUUGACAGUUGGGAGGAUAACAAUCAUUUGUACAUCCAGACCGAGUAUUGUGAAGAGGGAAGCUUAGAAGGCUUCAUCAACACCAUCGGCGAUAAAGGUAGAUUGGACGACUUUCGCAUCUGGAAACUUCUCCUUGAAGUCGCAUCCGUGAGUACACCUUUCUCAAGAUAAAAGACUAAUUUGCUAAUAUAACCAGGGCCUUUGCCACAUACAUGAGUCGGGAUUCAUCCACUUGGACAUCAAGCCUGCCAACAUCUUGAUUACUUUUGAAGGUGCUCUGAAGAUUGCAGAUUUUGGAAUGGCUACCUCCUGGCCCGCUCAACCUGGAAUUGAAGGCGAGGGUGACCGGUUGUAUAUUGCACCGGAAACUCUUUCCGGAAACCUUGAUAAGCCCGCCGAUGUUUUUGCUUUGGGCAUUAUGAUGAUUGAGAUUGCUGGCAAUUGCGAAUUGCCUGAAAACGGUCCUUUUUGGCAAGAGCUACGAUCGGGCCAUAUUAGUAGCGACCUUACGCACAGCUCAAGCAGCAGCGGUGGCGCUUUACGCGAUGCUACAGGAAUACCCUUCCAAAGAGGCGACACCCCAAUGGGCUCGUGUCCUAGCGACGACGGAAUUGCGACUGAUUUCGGAUCCCCCACAAUGGGCUCCCGCAAGAGAAGUUUUGCCACUUCAAAUAGAUCCCUUUCCCACGAUGCCGGAAAUCUUUUCGGGUUUGGCAGAAGGGGAGAACUUCACCAAGGUCCUGUCUUCAUGACUGACGCAACUCACUGCGAAUCUUUGGAAAAGACCGUUGAGUUGAUGAUCAGGCCAAACCCACAAGACCGACCCACCGCUCAACAAGUGCUACAAUUUCCUGGAGUUCAAUGGGUCGCGUCUCGUCGCCGUGCAGGAGCAAGCGUUUUCGAGGGCAACUUUGGGCCUGCCGAUGAGGUGUUAGCAGAUGAUGCGGAGAUGAUGGAUGUUUGAGUGUGUCUUUAGGAAACUCAACAUAUGAUCGGUCGCCGUAACUCGUUCACUCCUGGAUAUGGAUUGACGAGUCUUGGAUGAUCGCCGCUUUGAAUUUUUCGAUCGGUGUUACGGCGUUUGGCAAAGUUUGACUGGGUGCCGGGCAAGAAGACCCUCCACCUACGAACGAUGAACAACGAAAAAAAUCCCCAUAGUUCGCUUUCUAUUCUUACUACUACAUAAUUCCGCCAUGGCGACACUGCAAAUCGCCCUUUUACGCAUUCACGAAGCCGAUGAUUUGGAACGAUGAUGAUAGACUCAGAUUGUAUGAGUGUGGAAACACCACCGAGUUAAUUAAUCAUGUCUGGAUUUUCUUGGGAAGGGGGAGGAAAAGAUUAAUUCUUUUUGUACUCCUUUACUCCUACCUUUUUUUGUUCCCUUUUUUGACAUGGUCUAAAGAUGACGAUGCUUAGAUGAGAGGGUUUUCUUUUUCUUUUCACUUCAAAAUGGAAUGGGGCAUUUUGUUGUUUCUGUGUUGUUUACUGGGAAUUGGGGGUGGGGGAAUUAUGGGAAGGGGUGGGAACUGGAUGGGAUGGAUGUGGGGUUAAAUGUUUAUUUUGUUUUGGAAGGAAAGGGGAGUGGGAGUAGGAGAGGCCGAUGGAUUGAUUGAUUGAUUGAUGGGAUGUGAAAAUAUGAUGAUGGGCCUUACUUGAUACAUUGUGGCAUUAACUGAAACUAUGAGUGUUUCUCUCUCACACUUCUUAUCUUUUUGGUUCUUGCUGGUAUCUUGUGAGGUGUGGUUUUUUUCUUCUUUCUUUUGGAUUCUCGAGGGGGUUUCAUCUUCCUGUUCUCUUCCCUUUUUUCCUUUUUGUCUCUCUUGACCUGAUUUGAGGUUGGGAUGAUGGCAGUAAGAUUACACAAACUAGAUGGGGAAAAGGGGCUUUUUGG